Molecule: messenger RNA, 1998 nt
Organism: Neltuma alba
Lineage: Eukaryota; Viridiplantae; Streptophyta; Magnoliopsida; Fabales; Fabaceae
Product: pectin acetylesterase 2-like
Exons: 12
Coding region: 428-1681 (417 amino acids)
Biological process (GO): cell wall organization
Cellular component (GO): plant-type cell wall
Molecular function (GO): pectin acetylesterase activity
Source: RefSeq, a predicted model, not a curated record
CGGUGGCAUCAUUUUUUCUCUUUCACUUCCCGCCCUUUUGGCUGUUGGAGCUCUUUAUUAAGCCUUUCUGUAUCCAACUUUGUUUACCACCCCCAGUUCAUUACUAUAGAAGGCCAUUCCUUGUGAUUCCAGUUUCGCUAGUGAAUCUGCGGUGUGUUCAUUUGCAUUUACCUUUUUGUCACCUGGGAGGACUCAGUUAUUUAUUGCCCUUGUCUUUUGAACUUUCAUUUUCAUCUCAUUGGAUUUGGUUAUCCUCCGAAAAAAUCAAACUUGCCCUCCACUGGCAUUGCUUCCCUCCUCUUUCUUUUGGGCUCCAUUGCUCUCUUGAGCGUAUUCCCUUCAAAUCCGAGUUUAAAGUUCUGGGAAAGCUCUAUUUCGUUUUACCAUUGUCUUCUAUUUUUCUAUAUAGACCCGGGCUGCCAGACCAAUGUGCAAAACAAACAAGAGUUCAUGGGGCAUGAAGCUGUGGUGGUUGGUUGGGUUUGUAGGAUUGGUGAUUAUCAAAGCGGUCGAAGGUUUCGACAAUACCAGUGUGACAGAGAUGGAUUAUGUCAAGAGGAGGGUUUUCAAUAACAGGCCCUUAAUGGUGGGUAUCACUUUUAUUGAUGGAGCUGCUGCCAAAGGCGCAGUUUGUCUGGAUGGAUCUUUACCAGCUUACCAUCUUCACCGUGGUUAUGGUUCAGGAUCAAAUAGUUGGCUUAUACAAUUGGAGGGAGGGGGCUGGUGUGGAAAUAUCAAAACUUGUGAGUACAGUAAGAGAACUCGUCAUGGUUCAUCUAAUUUCAUGGAAAAGCAGAUUCCAUUUAUUGGAAUUUUGAGCAACAAAGCUGAAGAAAACCCUGAUUUUUUCAACUGGAACAGAGUAAAAAUUCGUUACUGUGAUGGUUCAUCCUUUGGCGGGGACAGUCAAAAUAAAGCUGCGGGUCUGUACUUCAGAGGACAACGCAUCUGGGCAGCUGCUAUGGAGGAUUUAAUGUCAAAGGGCAUGCGCUAUGCUAAACAGGCUCUUCUAUCUGGAUGUUCUGCUGGAGGAUUAGCAUCUAUACUUCAUUGUGACGAAUUUAGGGGACUGUUUCCUGCAACUACAAGAGUCAAAUGCUUAAGUGAUGCUGGAUUGUUCCUUGACAGUGUUGAUGUAUCUGGUGGUCGCACUUUGAGGAGGACAUUCAGAGAUGUGGUUGCCUUACAUGGAGCAGCAAGGAGCCUUCCAAGGAGUUGUACCAGUCACUUCAAUCCAACCUUGUGCUUCUUCCCUCAGUAUUUAAUUUCCAGUGUCAGGACACCGCUAUUUAUCCUCAACGCAGCUUAUGAUACUUGGCAGAUUCAGGCCAGCCUGGCACCGCCAUCAGUGGAUCGUCGUUGGAAUUGGGCUGAGUGCAGAAAAAAUUACGCACGUUGCAGUGCAUCGCAGAUUCAUUAUCUUCAAGGAUUCCGAAAUCAGAUGGUUAAUUCUGUACGGGGCUUUUCAAGAUCCCACAAAAAUGGAUUGUUCAUAAAUUCAUGUUUUGCGCAUUGUCAGACCGAAAGACAGGAUACUUGGUUUGCCUACAAUUCUCCCCAUAUUGGAAACAGAGGGAUUGCACAGUCUGUUGGAAACUGGUUUUUUGACAGAGUUGGAAUCCAGGCUAUUGGUUGUGCUUACCCUUGUGACAAAACCUGCCAUAAUUUGGUCUUUGAGUGAAAAAUAAAACUGCCUAAAUUAUCAUUCUUUAAGAAUUUUGUUUUACUCUCUAUUUACUCUCUACCAUUUACAUUGCCAAUAUAUCAUUGGAAUGUUUAAAGUUAGGACUUUGUUAGAAGAAGCAAGCUGUGUUAUAAAACCAGAUCACAGCCAUAGAAGCAUUUCUAAAACUCAUUCAUUCAUGUGAAGUUGGUUGAGCUUUUAAAGGUUGAUUAUAUUAAAUCAUUGUAAGCAUGUAAAUCUGAAUCUGUGUCUCUGCAACUUCAUUGUUAUGACUUUAUAUUCAGUUAUCCAUGGAUUGUGUUACCAGAAGAAAA